GUUCAAUAUGAUCGGAAGGAUCUGUACUAGGAAUUUUAGUAGCAAGGCAGGCAAGAAAGUUGGAUUCAUGGGUCUGGGAAAUAUGGGAUUCUCAAUGAUGAGGAAUUGUAUGAGCCAUGGAUAUGAGAUCACUGCUUAUGAUGUGGAUAAUAAGGUGAUGGAAAAAGCAGAGGAAUUAGGAGCCAAAAUUGCACCUGAUGUCAAGGCUGCAGCCACUGAUCAAGAUUUUUGCCUCACUAUGCUCCCUAAUACAGAUAUUGUUGAGCAAACUAGGCUAGGAAGUAAUGGAAUCUUUGAAAAUGCAAGGGAAGGUUCAUACAUUAUUGAUUCAAGUACAAUUUCUCCAAUUGCUUCUAGGAAAAUGGCAGAAGAAGGAGAAAAGCUAGGAUUUAAGAUAGCAGACGCACCUGUCUCAGGUGGAGUUACUGGAGCUGCUGCUGGAACUCUCACGUUCAUGGUUGGAUGUAAGAAAGAUUACUAUGAAGAGAUUGAAGUUUUCCUUAAAUCAAUGGGAUCAAAUAUCUUUCACUGUGGAGCUCCAGGAACUGGACAGACUAGUAAGAUUUGCAAUAAUUUAAUGCUCGCCAUUGAAAUGAUCGCUGUCUCAGAAGGUAUCGCAUUGGGAGAGAAAUUAGGAAUUGAUCCUGCUGUUCUCUCAAAGAUCUGUAGCACUUCAACAUCAAGCUGUUGGUCCCUGAAUAGCUACAAUCCAAGACCAGGAAUCUUGGAAGGAGUUCCAUCUUCCAACAAUUACGAGGGAGGUUUUGGAGUAUCUUUGGUUAAGAAAGAUCUCAGCAUUGUCCUUGACUCUGCUGCUGAAGUGAAUCUUGACCUUCAGUUUGGUACAAAGGCAAUUGAGUUCUAUCAUGAGCUUGAAAGACAAGGUAAAGGCAAAAAAGACUUUGGUGUAGUUUAUCAAUACAUUAAAUCUUUGGAAAAGAAAUAGGCAUUAAGAAGGGCUAAGAUUCUUUAAGAUUUGCUUAUCAAAAUAUUC
This is a messenger RNA of Moneuplotes crassus, 994 nucleotides long. Lineage: Eukaryota; Ciliophora; Spirotrichea; Euplotida; Euplotidae. The record is from the annotation of a GenBank genome assembly.